Molecule: messenger RNA, 1239 nt
Organism: Momordica charantia (bitter melon)
Lineage: Eukaryota; Viridiplantae; Streptophyta; Magnoliopsida; Cucurbitales; Cucurbitaceae
Product: ribonucleoside-diphosphate reductase small chain
Biological process (GO): deoxyribonucleotide biosynthetic process
Molecular function (GO): oxidoreductase activity
Source: RefSeq, a predicted model, not a curated record
CUUACCGCUUAUAUAUAAUUCGCAUUCUUCUUAGAUUCUGUGCAAAACCAUCAUCACUCGAGAAUCUAGCCACCAGAAUUCCCAAUUCUCUCUUUUAAUCUUCAGAUUUCUCAAAAUGCCUGCGAUUCCAGAGGAGCCAUUGCUCGCUCCUAACCCCGAUAGAUUCUGCAUGUUCCCAAUUGAGUAUCCUCAGAUAUGGGAAAUGUACAAGAAAGCCAUGGCCUCGUUCUGGACCGCUGAGGAGGUCGACCUCUCACAGGACCUCCGCCAUUGGGAAGGCCUCACGGCCGACGAAAAGCAUUUCAUCUCCCACGUUCUGGCCUUCUUCGCCGCCUCCGAUGGUAUCGUUCUGGAGAAUCUCGCCGGCCGGUUCAUGAAGGAGGUUCAGGUUGCGGAGGCUAGAGCGUUCUAUGGCUUCCAAAUCGCAAUUGAGAACAUUCACUCCGAGAUGUACAGUUUGUUGCUCGAAACCUACAUCAAGGACUCAGUCGAGAAGAACAGGUUGUUCCACGCCAUCGAGACUGUACCUUGCGUCGCGAAGAAAGCCGAGUGGGCGCUAAAAUGGAUCGACGGCUCCGAGUCGUUUGCAGAGCGUCUGAUUGGCUUCGCAUGUGUGGAAGGUAUUUUCUUCUCGGGAAGUUUCUGCGCCAUAUUCUGGCUGAAGAAACGAGGCCUUAUGCCAGGAUUGACAUUCUCAAACGAAUUGAUCUCCCGAGACGAAGGCCUGCACUGCGAUUUCGCGUGCUUGCUGUACUCUCUGAUGAGGAAUCAACUGAGCGACGACAAAGUGAAGGGGAUCGUCCGGCAGGCGGUGGAUAUCGAGAGGGAAUUCGUGUGCGAUGCACUGCCGUGCGCGUUGGUGGGGAUGAACGGCGAUCUGAUGAGCGAGUACAUCGAGUUCGUUGCUGACCGGUUGCUGGUAGCCCUAGGGCACAGCAAGAUUUACAAUGUACAGAACCCGUUCGAUUGGAUGGAAUUGAUAUCGCUGCAGGGGAAAACCAACUUCUUCGAGAAGAGGGUGGGAGAGUAUCAGAAGGCGUCUGUGAUGUCGAGCCUCCAUGGAAAUGGAGGGAUUCAUGAGUUCAAGAUGGAUGAGGAUUUUUAGACUUGGUUUCCUCUGUAUCAUCAUCUGUGUAUUUAUUAGUUUUGGUUUCUUUUUCGUAAUCAUUUGAUUGCUUUGGGAUGUAUUUCUAAUUUGUUGAAUAAUAAUCUGAGUUAAGAAAAAUCUCUUACGUCACA